Molecule: messenger RNA, 2202 nt
Organism: Bactrocera tryoni
Lineage: Eukaryota; Metazoa; Arthropoda; Insecta; Diptera; Tephritidae
Product: nucleolar and coiled-body phosphoprotein 1
Exons: 4
Coding region: 349-1884 (511 amino acids)
Source: RefSeq, a predicted model, not a curated record
AAUAAACGAGUAAAUAAGUUAAACGGAUGCGCGGCGUUACGUUGUGAAGUGGAAAAUUUAUUUCAUUAAAUUUACAUGUUUUCGUGUACAAAUAAUUUACAAAUUACCGGAAUAAGUGAAUUUGAUAAGUUUUAAUCGUGCAAACAAUAAAAUUAUAUGAAUAUUUAAAAUUCUAUCUCGCAAAAAUAUAGUAAUACGGUGCAGUGGAAAAAUUUUCGUUGUGCGCGUUGUUGUGAAUCACGUAUAUAGAAUAGCAUUGAAAGCGCAAAAUAAAUUUGACGUAUUAGUUCGGAAUAUCAGAAUUGCGGAGAAUUUAAUACUAGCUAUUUCUUAAACAAAUAAAUAACAAUGUCUGAAGUUGCGAAUAAUAGUGAAAUUCAGCAGAACACUGUACCAGUUGAACAGACGAUUGUUGAAACGGGGGAAACGGUGUCGGCAAGCGCGCCCACGUCGACUGAGGCAGAGAUAUCAACUGCGACCGAAAAGCAAGUGGUCAACGACAGCAUUGAAGCUGAAUGUGCGUCAGGCGAUGCGGGCACCAGCUCUGUGGAGGCGACGAAACCAACGGAGUCCUCACCAAAAGUGGAAAGCAAGAAGACACCCGUGAAACGGACACCUUCAAAGCGGAUGUCUUUCAUAGAGCGGGCGCAAAAAGAAAGUGAAGAGCUUGUUAAAAAUAUGGGCGGCAGUUUGGAGUUAGAUGGUGGUCGACGCACACGAUCAAGCACACGUGGUACACCAACCCGAUCUUCAGCAGCGUCCACUCCGCCUCCUGCGAAAAAGGCGCGUACGUCUCCGGCAAAUGCCAGCAGCACUCCGUCCCGUGGUCGUGGACGUGGGAGAAAAAUUGAAACAUCCGAAGAAUCAGAAGAUGCCAAAGAGGUAGCGGAGCCGAAAGCGAUUAAAACACCAGAAAAAUCAAAAUCGCCUAAAAAGAAACAAGCUCCUGCAGACAAACACAACAACACAUCGAAAGAUUCAGCUGAGCCUGAGCCUGUGGCUGAAUUAUCUGUGUCAGUAGAGGUUGCUGAAAAGACUACCGAAAACAAAGAAGAAGACGUAGUGGAAUCCUUAUCAAGUGUGGAGCCCUCUGAGGAGCAAACAGAUGGUAAAAUCGAAUCAGAAACUAUUGCAGAAGAUCAACAGAGCAAAGACCAAGACGUUAUCGCUGUAGAAGCGGAACAAGAGGUAUCAGCUAUACCUAACGAUAGUGAAACAGCAAUGGACACAAGUGAGCCUGUAGUGGUAGAAAACCCAAUAGAUGCAGCCGUAGAUACGGAGCCAAUUAAGCCAAAAGAAACUACAGAUGUUGAAAUUGUUGCAGAAGAAACCACAGAAUCAACCACCGAAGAAACAGCAACAGUCAUGGAAACAAAAGAUUUACCCUCUGAAGCAAUGGAAGUCGAUUCUAAUUCAAAAAGCAGUGAUGUCGAGCUAAUUGAAUCUACACCUGCUACAAUCGAACCAACCUCAAAUGCGGAAGAAACUUCUGCGCCGCUUGACGAAGCCAAAAUUAGCCAGGAAACGGUAACUGUAGAAGAAAACACAAUAGUCCAAGAGCCUGCAGUUAAAGCUAAUGACGUUGAGGAUGUGGUAGUCGUCAAUGCAGAAGUUGCUCCACAAGCGCCGGUUGCUUGUGAAGUGGGGAGCUUAGCACCGAAUACAAACGCGUUAACUGCAAACAAUGAAGCUUGUGCCAAUAACGUAAAAGAAGAUGUGGCUGUCGAAAACCCCGCUACUGUUGAAGUUGAAAAUUCAGCAAUAGAAGUAAAUGCCAACAAUGAUGAUGGUGUAAAGCCAGAAAAUGAGUUGUGUGUACCAAAAGUCGUGUCGCCAUCAAUAACUAAUGCAAAUACGGAUAGCACCGUGGCCACGAUUUUGUAAAUGUGAAAUACAUAUACAAACAUCGACUUCAACAUUUAUUACAAUAGUUAACCGUUAUAAUGCCACAAAAGGCAAACACCGUUAAACCACCACAAUAUGAACGCAGCAUGAAUAUAUUUGCAAUUGUGGAGUGGAGAAGUAUACAAAAAGAUGAGGAGUAAUAGUUGCCGAGUUGACAAGCCAUUUAGUUAUGCACGAAUGUCUACCACACAACCCGCCUGAAAUAUAUUUAUGGACGUUUAGUUUUGUAUUUGUUUUCAUACUUUUCUUAGAUUUACUUCUCUAUUUUCACUGCAGAAAUUUAAAUGGACAAAUUUU